Messenger RNA from Pelobates cultripes (western spadefoot toad), 29784 nucleotides. NCBI's taxonomy places the organism in Eukaryota, Metazoa, Chordata, Amphibia, Anura, Pelobatidae. The record is from the annotation of a GenBank genome assembly.
AUGGAUUUUGUCUAUAGCAUCAAAAUGCACAUCACUCUUCCCAUUUCGAUCUUGUUUCUGGUGCUGGUGGAUGUCAAUAUUACAGGUAAGUCUAUUUCUAUAUCUUUUAUAAACAGACAAAGCUGUGUAAUGGCUGGUGGCAGGGUACAUUGUUUCUAAGCAGCUUAUGAUGAUCAUUCUUUGGAAGCAUUCAUUCAAGGAAACACAUUUAAUCUCUACAAAACAGAGCAAUUCCCAUUACAGUAGAUUUAACUCUAUUUUGGGUAAAGAUACUGGUUGAAGUCUAGGAAUGGAAGAGCCUCCAAGUGAUGCUCUCAAUAAAUUUAGCUGUGUUUUAAGGAGUUUUUUGUUGUUGUUUUUUUUAUACAGUAAAGCAGCGGUUCUCAAACUUUUUCUGGACACCAUCUGAGCUUUAAUCAGGUGACAAUUAAAAUGUAAAUCAACAUUUUGAUUGAUUUAAAGGCCUAAAAUUCCAGUUAAUAGAUACCCCCUGCUGUCACUAUCUUGUUUUUUGCUGGCAUGUGUUCUCUAAAAAUAAAUCUUUGUUUUCUGCAAAAUGUACGAGUGAAAAAUCUUUAGAGACCAUUAGCCCCAUUAUAACUGACACCAUAAAUCAUAUACAGUUUUCUAUAGCCAACGGGCUAAAAUUAAUUCUUACUGAGAUUAGUGAUGAAUGUUGCAAUGGUUAGAUGUAUUUAGAACACUUAGCUGGGGGAAAGAUUUGCCAGAAGCCCUGGCUUUCUGAACUGACCCUUUACACAUCAAAAGAGUAAACUUAAUGAUGAUGCUUGUGUAUUAAUAGCCUUAGGCACUCCAGAUGUUUUGAACUACACCUCCCAUGAUACUUUGUCAGCAUUAUGGCUGUAAGAGCAUUAUUGGAGAUAUAGUGCCGAAGGUUGCCUACCCCUGUUUUUGACACAUUAAAAUACCUGAAUUCAGAAAUAUCUCCAAAUUAUUUUACUGUGGUCAAGCAGCGACUGUAUGGUACAGCAUUAAGUGAUGCAAUCAUUAACAGGGUAUAUAAGCAAACAUAGGAACAUGACGGUUCUGCGUACCUCAACCUUUAGAUAAACCUUUAAACUGCUGCUAGGGACAUUGUAGUUGGAUCUCACCCAGUGUUUUUGGGUUCGGCACAUAAUUACCCCUUUGCCUUAGGUAGAAGAAAGUCUUGUGUAGUCUGGCUUAUUGCCCUCAGGGCUCUGCCAACCAAAAUCUGGUAUACUGAGAUCAUGCCUCUAUUUCAUCACAUCUGCUCAUUUUAUCUCUCUUAACCAACUUCUUUUAAACUCAUUUGGUAAGAGGAAGAUGUAGUUUCUGGACAAGGUAAAUAUGAAGGUUUUUAGUGCUGCCUAUAUAGUUGUCACGUUAAAUCUUGAGCCAUAUUUUGCGGUUGAACGUUGGAAAAAUUUUUGCCUCAGAAAUGCAAUUGGAAAGACAUUGUUACAAUCCUAUAUGUUGUGACAUGCUUAAAAAGCCAUAAUCAUUAUUAAAAGCACUAAGGAUUUUUCAGUGCUGUCCAAUGAAGAUACACAGCAGUGACAUGUAUGGUAUGUUAUUGUAAACUUGAUAGUCCGGUGUACCAGAUGCAAAGUAAAUGACUUUAGCAGUAUGUAAUAGUAUAUUUUUCUUGGACAGACAUUCUGUUUAAGAAUGAGCAAAACAUGCUUGGGAAUUGCACGGGUUAACAGUCUUCUUUUACUCUGUUUGAAAUUCCAUGUCCCUGUAGGAAUUGUUUACAUCGAUACAUGUUCUUUUUUUUACAGUAAUAUGGCUAUUAAUCCGGGACUGUGUUACAACCAGCAAUUACUGUAAAUGUAUAGCUGGAGAAAGAAAUCUGUCAAACAACCACAGUUUGAUUGAUUGCUUUUUGUGGGGGAGGGAUAACAGAGCCCAGGAGAGUGUUAAAAAGAGGAUCGACUUUAAGCUGCUUUAUUACAUAGUUAAAAUUAGCCGGGGACAUUUUUUAUUAUUUCUAAUGUGCUCCAAUAAUAAUAACAAUUAUCUAGCAAUUAUACACUCCAUUCCUUAGUGUUAUGUAUGGGGAAAAAAAGUGCUGUGUUCACAAACAUGAUUUGAAGUAGAAAAAGUGGGGCAGUCACCAUGGAAACCAAGGAAUUCGCAUCCAUGUUGCUUUGGUGACUUUACCCCUUUUCGAUAUUUGAAACCUUUUUCAGAGCAAAUUAUUAUAUAUAAACCCCAUUAUAUUUAUUAUUAUGAUUCAUUUUGUUGAUAGGAAUAUUCUUGAAUCUGUCAGAUUAAGAAUUCUAUACAAGUUGUUUUAGUCCAGCAAAGAUGCAGAUGCAAAUUAAUGGAAUAUUGUAAUAUCUUAUAAUGCCUUUUUAGACUAACAAGACAGGCUGCUAAGUUUAAAGCAUUUCUUACCAAAACAUGCAGGAACAACCUAAGUUUUGAUACUGUAGUUAAAACCACAACCACUUACUUGGUUGAUUGUGACGGGUGGAGUAGUGCCUAAGAGAUUUAAGUGGUUUCUCAAAAAAUGCAAUGUUUUAAAUCGCCGCAUUUAGAGGCCAGAGACACUGCACCAAUGCCACUUCAUUAAGAUGAAGUGGUCUGGGUGACUAUAGUAGUCCUUUAAGUGUAUACUUUUUCUCAUAAUUAGUAUUAAUUAUUGCCAAUUGUUUGAAACUAUUUUUUUGCUUUGGAUUUAGUUUUUUCUAGCCUUCCUCUCUGAGACUUAUUUAAUUUUAAAAGAUGGACCAGCUACAUCAGUUUUUUAGAUUUUUAUAUUCUUCAUGUGUUGUAUUAUCACAAUAGUAGCCUGUGACACUUAUUACUUUGGAAGGGAUUUCCCUACACAUCUCUUUCUGGAUAAUGAUUUAGCCGUCGAGUUGCUGGCUCUUCUAUAUGUUAUUGCAUUAAAAUAUUACCAUUAAUAUCUUUUUAACAUAUCAGAUUUCUCAACACUGCAGCUGAGUCUGUUUACAAUCCAAGACUGGGAAAUGGCUGUAGUGUGUUUAUUUAAAGCCUUUUUACCAUUUACAAGUCAUUGUAAACUGGAGUAGAAUUUUGAACGUUAACAAAAUAUUGUGGUCUCCUUUCCUCUCCUAGUGUGAACACAUGCAUUUGACCUUUAAAUGAUUACAGUACUUUGCCUUCUCGGAUUCCUAAAUGUGUUUGACAUAACAUACGUAAGAUGAACACUUAUGAAAACACAGUACACUAAGGAGCUAUGAGAAUGUAUUUGGUACCUGAUAAAUACCUUUAUAUUAGUUGUACAGGACAAAAAAAUUGGGUUAGACUAUACUGGUAGAAUUUGUUUCUGGUCAGCGAAAAUUAGUUUAUGUUGCUGUUCGGCUCGGACAAACGUCAAUCCCGAAAAAUUAGCGAAGGCCGUUCAGGCAGCCAGAACAGCAGGAAAAAAUGGAACUAGGACUGUGCUAACAUGCAAAAAUGGCUACAAUAGAGCAUGGCAUAAUGGCUAUGCAAAAUCAACAAUUUUGUAUUAAUGAAAAAUAGGAAGCCCGAUUAAUUUAAAUUUCAGAAUAGGCGAUUUAUCCAAAAAGCAAUGGAAAAAGUUAAUGGGCAAUUGGCCGCCUAUUACCUUCCAUUCUGACAAUAACAAAUACUUCACACACAUGCAGUCUGAAGCUUCAGUGACUAUCUUUCAGUUUAAAAAAAAACUAAGCAGCCAAUCAGGAAGAUUGCUGGUGCAUGGUGGAAAAAAGGUUUAAAUACAAGAGACAAUUUGCUGUAAUGGUAACAUUUGGUCCAAAAGAUGUGACAAAAAUGUGGCGUCCACUUGAAAUAAGCAGCUGAUUAUGGCCUCAAUUUAUUUAUUUUGGAUAAUCUUUUUAAUUGAUUUAACCAUUGUGGAUAAACAUUUAAAAUCAUUUAUAUAUAAAAACAUAAAUAUAUAAAAAAAAAAGUUAAAACAUUUUUUUAAAAUAUAACAUCAUUUUAAAAGUGUGUCUAAAAAUAUUAAAUCAUUUGAAAAGCGUAUCUAAAAAUACAAAAUCAUGGUUUGUCUGUUUUUGUUUUUAUUCCCAAGAAUAUGAGAUAGUUGAAAUAUAAUCAGAUAUGGGAAUCCUUUGGCAGUCCAUCUGCUGUAGGUACACUAAGCAACCCUCAGCCACCUGGGAGUGGUAGUUUUCUGACUCUAAAGUGCCAUGGGAUGCUUAUCUGGUUAUAUGAGUGCAUUAAGCUCAUCGAGCAGGGCCCUCAACCCCCUCUGUUACUGUACGUCCAGUGGUCUGAUCUCAAUUAUAUGUCUGUUAGUCCACCCAUUGUACAGCGCUAUGGAAUUUGCUGGUGCUAUAUAAAUAAUAAAAUAAUAAUAAUAAUUGGUAAUGUUUGAUUAAUGUGGAGAUGCAGGAUAGAUUUGUUCCAUCUGCAAUCGGUUAGGAAUUUAUCAUCUGAAGGUUCAGUCCCAUCCUGUUAAAUAUUGAAAGCCACAUUUCUAUCAGAGCCAUUCUGGGUUAAAGGAUUUAUGUUCUGUAAAUUGAUUCUUACCUUUCUAAUGGUGUGGUCCUGUCAUUCCAGAUGUCAAACAUGUCAUGUUCACAUUCACUAAAGUAAUGUCUCUUGCAAAAUUCCUUGAUAAUGCUGCUAAAACAACACAGAAGUAGUAAAAAAAUAGUAAUAAUAAUAUAAAUGAAGAAGAAAAAUUAGUUUCAUGAUUUUAAGAAAUCGACUCACAAUAAGGUUAUAUCACGUACUACAAUGAUGUAGCUAUUUAACAAUUAGUAAUACAAUCACAGCUUAGUAAAAAAAAAAAAAAAGAAAGGUUUUGUGUAAUGUGAUUGAAAAUUUUCACUGAUCUGACUACCUAUAGAUAUGGAUGGGAUCAUGUUUCAACAUUAUAUUUGCUCACGUUUAAAUAUCUAAUGAAGUGUAGCGUUACUUACCUUAACCGGGGGCCGGUCGCGGUCCUCUCUUCAAGCCGCACGCGGUCCUGCGGCUCAUCCGACUGCUUUAGAUGGAAGGCGGGCAGUGACCGCGUGAAGCGGUCACGUGUCCCGCCUGAAACUAAGAGCGCUCUUAAAGAGACAGUGGGAGCCUAAUUGCCAAAAGGCUCCCAUUGGCUCCUGUCAUACCACACUCCCUAUACAAUUACCUUUUGGGGGUGUGGAAGUGACAGGAGCCAAUCACUUUCGUUUAAAAGCUAUUUAAACUUACCUUUUUCCCUUAGCUCGUUGCCCUAUCGUGGUUUCUGUUUCAGUUCCCUUUAGCGCUUGUGGUGUUCAGUUGUGUUUUCUCGUAUUGACUUUGGCUUCGUAUUCUGACUUCGUUUUCGCUUUAUCCUUAUCUGUACUGUUUGCCGGCUUGCUGUUUUCCGUGUACCAGACCCCGGCUUGUCCUAGUUUACGCUGUCUCUCUGUGCCCUUGACCUCGGUUUGUUCCUGGCUCUGUCUCCUCUCAUAUACGUCGAGUCCGGCCAUUCUAAGGUCCGGUAGACGUAUCUCUCCUCUGUAUUGGCUUCUGUUUAGCUGGAUCCUGCGUGUAGGGGUAUAUUCUCGUUACAUUACGAUAGGGCCAUGGACCCCGCAGAUUUAGCUCAACAGAUGGCGUCCCAUGAGGCAAGAUUUGUAGAGCAGGAUCACCGUAUGGAUCAGAUAGCCCAGGCUCUCCAGACGCUCCUAGCUAGAACCGUUCCAGCAACCACACCUAACCCUCCUACGCCCCUUCUCCCUGAAGUAUCUACUUUGCCUAAUACUUCGGCCCAUUUAACACCUCCUCCUAGGUAUGGAGGGGACUCUAAGACUUGCAGAGGGUUUAUUAAUCAAAUUGAAUUCCACUUCGAAAUGUAUCCACGUUCAUUUCCCACAGAGAGGUCUAAGGUUGGGUUCUUUAUGCACCAACUUACCGAUAAGGCACUUGAGUGGGCAAAUCCUAUUUGGGAAGCUAAUGGACCUAUGGUACAUGAUUUCAACAGUUUUCUUACGGCUUUUCGUAGAACUUUUGACACAAUGAAAAGGUCAAAGAAUGCCGCGAGAGCAUUAAUGAGAAUUAAACAGGGUUCUAGGUCUGUGGCUGAUUAUGCUAUUCAGUUUCGCACUCUUGCUUCGCAGGUAGAUUGGACCAACAAUGGGUUAACUACUGCCUUCAUGGAAGGUUUGUCAGAUACAAUAUUGGAUGAGGUAGCAGCUAAGGAGCUUCCUAUUGCCUUAGAGGACCUUAUUGAUUACCUCAUUGAUAUAGAUAAUAGAAUUCGUGACAGGCUCUAUACCAAGAACAGGAAUAGACGUUUUGUUACACCCAUUAACCCCAGAGUUAAUAUACCAGAGAGUGUUAAAGUGUCUGAGGAGGAACCUAUGCAAUUAGGGGUUGCCAAACUCUCUGAUACUGAAAAAUUACAUAGGAGAAGAGAGGGACUCUGCCUAUACUGUGGUAGGAGAGACCAUAUGGUAAAGGAAUGUCCUUUACUCCCGGAAAACUCUCGCACCUAAGACCUUAUAGGGGACUGGCCUUGGGUGUGAUAUCUAAGUCUCCUAAAUUGCCUCCUAACCGCUUGCUUCUCCCGGUUUCUUUAUAUAUGGGAGAGAUUUGUAUAGUUGACAACAUAUAUGCUCUGGUUGACUCUGGGGCAGCUGAAAAUUUUAUAGACUCUGGCUUUAUAAAGAGAAACAACAUUCCCAUCAGAGAGAAGGAGAUACCCUUGGCCGUUGAGGCCAUAGAUGGUAGACCAUUAAGUUCUCCAGUUGUUACUCAUGAGACUGUACCAUUACACAUGUACACAGGGGUUUUACACUAUGAAACCAUUCGAUUCCAGGUCAUCACCUCUCCCUCUUCACAGUUAGUAUUAGGGUAUCCAUGGUUACGUGCUCACAAUCCCAUUUUUGACUGGGAGACAGGGCAAAUAAAAUCAUGGAGUGAGGCCUGCCACGAGUCUUGUACGUUUGAAGUCACACCUUUGAAUUCUAUUAAGGUACCUACCAGUCCUCCUUUGUCUACGGCUAUACCCCCUCAGUAUUUAUCUCUAAAGACUGUUUUCGAUAAAAGGGAGGCUGAGAAAUUACCGCCUCACAGACCCUAUGAUUGUGCUAUUGACUUGUUGCCUGGCACUAUACCUCCAAAGGGCAGGGUGUACCCCUUAUCGGUUCAAGAAAACCGUGUCAUGGAGGAGUAUAUUAAGGAAUCACUAGAAAAGGGGUUUAUUAGGAGAUCCUCUUCUCCAGCUGGAGCAGGGUUCUUCUUUGUAUCGAAGAAAGAAGGUGAUUUAAGACCGUGUAUAGAUUAUAGAGGUCUAAACAAAAUCACUAUCAAAAAUGCAUACCCUAUACCUUUAAUUACAGAAUUAUUUGACAGGCUGAAACAUGCCACUGUGUUCACUAAAUUAGACCUUAGGAGUGCAUACAAUUUGAUACGUAUAAAGGAAAAUCACGAAUGGAAGACUGCAUUCAACACUAGAUCCGGUCAUUACGAAUAUACUGUUAUGCCAUUUGGGCUUUGCAAUGCCCCAGCAGUAUUCCAAGAAUUUAUUAAUGAUGUCUUAAGAGAUUUUAUUCACACAUUUGUUAUCGUAUACUUGGACGACAUUUUAAUAUAUUCUACAGACAUACACACUCAUCACAGACAUGUUACGACAGUUUUGAAGACCCUUCUUGCUAAUGGUCUUUAUUGCAAGCUAGAAAAAUGUCUGUUUGACCAAACCGAAGUCCAGUUCUUGGGGUAUUUGAUUUCCGCUAAAGGUUUUCGUAUGGAUCCCCAGAAGCUUGCUGCUGUAAUAGAAUGGCCUCUACCGCAAGGUCUGAAAGCUAUUCAGCGUUUUCUUGGGUUCUCCAAUUAUUAUAGACGUUUUAUCAAAGGUUUCUCGUCCAUUGUAGCACCUAUUACCCGUAUGACUAAAAAGGAUGGCAAUACUCGUGUUUGGUCUACCGAGGCACUUCAGGCUUUUGAAUUUCUUAAAACUACGUUCGCCUCUGCACCUAUUUUACAGCAUCCUGUCCCCUCACUGCCCUAUAUUCUUGAAGUUGAUGCUUCGGAUAUCGGGGUAGGUGCUGUCUUAUCCCAAAGAGAGUCGCCUGAAAAGCCAUUGCAUCCAUGCGGCUUCUUUUCUAAACAAAUGUCCAAAGCAGAGAAAAAUUAUGAUGUGGGUAAUCGCGAACUCCUUGCUAUUAUUUUAGCACUUAAAGAGUGGAGACAUUUGUUAGAAGGAACUAAGGAUCCUAUCCUCAUUUUUACGGAUCACAAGAACCUAUCCUACCUUAGCGAAGCCAAAAGAUUGUCUUCCAGGCAGGCUAGGUGGUCACUAUUUUUGUCCCGUUUCAAUUUUAUUAUCACCUAUAGGCCAGGUGAUCGCAACACUAAAGCAGACGCUCUGUCCAGACAGUUCGAAACUACUGACAAACAGGAGAUUGAUGUUACUCCUGUCAUUCCCCCAGACAGGAUAAUAGCUACUACUAUUUUGUCUAUUUCCUCGUCCCUCUUGCAGGCCAUACAAGCGAAACAAAGCAUGGCACCUAGCGAGAGGCCUAAUGAUAAACUGUUCGUUGAUGUUCCGAGAGACGGGAUAUUAUGUCAUUAUAUCAUGAUACUAAGACUGCUGGACAUCCUGGUAUUUCCAAAACGGUGUCAGCUGUUUCUCGGUAUUUUUGGUGGGAUUCCUUACGAAAGGAUGUCACUGACUAUAUAAGUGCUUGUACUACUUGUGCCUGUAUGAAAUCCUCCCGUAGAGUUCCUUGUGGGCUGUUGCAUCCGUUACCCGUUCCCGAGAGACCUUGGUCUAACCUGUCCAUGGAUUUUAUUGUUGAAUUACCCCCUUCAAAUGGUAACACAGUAAUCCUGAUGAUAGUGGAUCGGUUUUCCAAGAUGGCUCACUUCGUGUCUCUUCACAAGUUGCCCACAUCCAAGGAACUGGCUCAUAUCUUCGCUAGAGAAGUAUUUCGAUUACAUGGUAUUCCCGUAUCUAUUGUAUCUGAUAGGGGUAGCCAAUUUAUUUCCAGGUUCUGGAGGGCCUUUUGUUCAGAAAUGGGUAUUUCUCUCUCAUUUUCUUCCGCUUAUCAUCCCCAGUCUAAUGGGGCUGCUGAACGUGCCAACCAGUCUCUGGAGCAAUACCUCCGUUGUUUUGUGUCUCACCAUCAGGACAAUUGGUCUGACCUGCUUCCUUGGGCUGAAUUUGCUCGGAAUAACGCCACUCAUGAUUCUUCCGGCAAGACCCCUUUUUACGUUGUCUAUGGCCAGCAUCCCGUUGUUCUUCCGGCUGCAUUCUCCUCACAGGGCAUGCCAGUUCUGGAUGAGCAUUUGGCUGGUUUGCGUAAUACUUGGGAGCAGGUUCAGCGUUCUUUGGUGGACUCUGCUACUCGCCAGAAGGCUCAGGCUGACAAGCAUCGCAGAGCAGCUCCGUCCUAUGUUGUGGGGACAGGGUUUUGCUUUCCACGCGGAAUAUUCGUCUCCGGGUGCCUUCUAUGAAAUUGGCUCCCCGCUUCAUUGGACCUUAUCGUAUUAUACAUAAGGUUAAUCCUGUUUCUUAUGCCUUAGGCCUGCCUAAGAAUCUACGUAUUCCUAAUGUCUUUCACACCUCAUUGUUGAAACCUUCGUACGCAACCGCUAUACCCGGCAUACUCCUCCUCCCCCUCCUAUCUCAGUGGAGGGUCAUGAGGAGUUCGAAGUGUCUGCUGUUCUUGACUCUCGUUUCCUUAGGGGUCGACUUCAGUACUUGGUACAUUGGAAGGGUUAUGGGCUUGAGGAGCACAGUUGGAUUUCGGCUGAUGCUGUUCAUGCUCCCCGUCUUGUGCGCUCUUUCCAUUCUCGUUUUCCUGCCAGGCCUGGUCCUACCCGCCCGGAGGGCAUGUCCUCAGGGGGGGGUACUGUAGCGUUACUUACCUUAACCGGGGGCCGGUCGCGGUCCUCUCUUCAAGCCGCGCGCGGUCCUGCGGCUCAUCCGACUGCUUUAGAUGGAAGGCGGGCAGUGACCGCGUGAAGCGGUCACGUGUCCCGCCUGAAACUAAGAGCGCGCCGCGAGUCUCGGGCGCGCUCUUAAAGAGACAGUGGGAGCCUAAUUGCCAAAAGGCUCCCAUUGGCUCCUGUCAUACCACACUCCCUAUACAAUUACCUUUUGGGGGUGUGGAAGUGACAGGAGCCAAUCACUUUCGUUUAAAAGCUAUUUAAACUUACCUUUUUCCCUUAGCUCGUUGCCCUAUCGUGGUUUCUGUUUCAGUUCCCUUUAGCGCUUGUGGUGUUCAGUUGUGUUUUCUCGUAUUGACUUUGGCUUCGUAUUCUGACUUCGUUUUCGCUUUAUCCUUAUCUGUACUGUUUGCCGGCUUGCUGUUUUCCGUGUACCAGACCCCGGCUUGUCCUAGUUUACGCUGUCUCUCUGUGCCCUUGACCUCGGUUUGUUCCUGGCUCUGUCAUAUACGUCGAGUCCGGCCAUUCUAAGGUCCGGUAGACGUAUCUCUCCUCUGUAUUGGCUUCUGUUUAGCUGGAUCCUGCGUGUAGGGGUAUACUCUCGUUACAUGAAGUAACUGAGCUCCCCCAACAAACACACACAAAAAAAAGAAUGUAUAUCAUUAUGUUUUUGUGGCAAAAACAUAAAAAUGACAUUCACGAGUGGACAUGCAACGCUACUAGCAAUACUUUGUAAUUCAUAUAAAAUAAGGUUUCAAGUAAUAUAUUCAUUCUUAAAUCAUAGGCUGUAGGUGGGCCACAACAUACGUUCACGUAUAUAUCUGGCAGGUCUAUUGUAGAAAAUAUAGUCUUGAUAAAGUCUCAUGAAAGCAGAAAGAUUACAUAGUUACAUAGCUGAAAGAGACAUGUGUCCAUCAAGUUCAGCCUUCCUCACAUCUGUUUUUUGCUGUCGAUCCAAAAGAAGGCACUUCCUUGAAGCACUUCCAAUUUUGCAAUAAAGUAGGAACAAAUUCCUUCUUGACCCAAGAUUGGAAAACAUAUUAUAUUUUUGCAGGUAUGCAUCUAAUUGCUGUUUAAACAUCUGUACAGACUCUGAUGAAACCACUUCUCCAGGCAGAGAAUUCCACAUCCUUAUUGUUCUCACUGUAACUUUGACUCUGACUUUACCUUAGAGUAAGUCUAAAUGAAGUUGAAAAUAUAAAUGGCAGGACAGUCACAAUUUGGGAACCCUUGUUUCACUGUCCCAUUUCUUUGGUGCCUCCAUAAGUAGCCCCCCCCCCAAAAAAAAUACAGAGCACAAUUAAAUGUGCUUUAACUUUAAGAAGCUCUGCCAUUGGCCAUUGGCAGUACCAACAGGCUGUCCGUCAGGCCCGUCUGUCAACAUGGUUUCAAAAAUGUUUACAGGAUGUAGUUAAAUUGAACUGUCAGCAUAAAGUAUAUAGCAGUACCCGACUGAAAAUCAAUUUUUAUUCUUUGCCUUUAUGAACCUUUUGAGUAUGCAGAUGUAAUAUUAACAGGCUAAGGAACAUUAACAUCUGUUAAUCGAUGUGAACCAGAGAGAACUAAGAUACAAAUGGGAAGAAAAUAUAAAUAAUGAUCACAGAUCCAUGUUAUAAAGAACAUGUGGUCUCUGAAAUGCCAUAACUUUUCAUACUCUGAGUGAAGAGGAAUUAUGUAUUGCUAUUUAGUGUCUGGUGAAGAUCAGUCUUUGCCUCCUGCAAAGCAGCAUUGUCUACAGAAUUACCAGGCUCAGAGAAAUGAGUUCAAGACUCCAGGGUCUAGUUUGCAAGUAAAUGUAUUAGCCGAAGGCACAUUACUACAAUCAACUACUUUAUAUAUAGAUUUAGAAGUGCUGCCCUAGAAUCCCGCUGUAUUGGUUAUGUUGCCUAAAAUUCUCUGUCACCAUCCCCUCAAUUCUGCAUUGGCAGUACAACUGAGACAGGGGCAGUCUACCAGCAGGAGAGGGCAGCAGUACACAAAAUUAUGCUGCAGAAGGGGUUAUACAAACCUUUUUUUUUUUUUUUAUCUAUGACCACCUUUGCAAGUAGGGUGAUCGCCUAAAAGGGCACUCAAGCCUGGAACUGGCCUAUACCCGUGUGCAUGUGCACUGCAUUGUAUAGACCAGGGGUUCCCAACCCAGUCCUCAAGUACCCCAUACCUGCCAAGGUUUUAGGGAUUACUCUGUUGUGUCUAAAGUGUUUUUUGUCUUUCUAAAAACAGCUUAGACACAACUGGAUAAUCCCUAAAUCAUGGACUGUUAGCGGGGUAUUUGAGGACUGGGUUGGGAACUACUGGUUUACACAAUACCUAAAAAUAUGCAAAUAAUCAGUUGAAAAUAUGAAAAGAUAAACUAGAUACUUUCAGUCAAGAAGCUCUCAUGCUAGAAAACAGAAAGAAGAAAUUUCAGGUAUUCUAGAAUUCAGAAGGAGGGAGAGACAGGGAUCGUUACAAUGCAGAACGUUAGAAAAUAUUUAUCCAAGUGCAACAUCUGCUUAAAUGGACCACCCAAUCCCCUUAUUAAGUGACAGGUGAUGUGUUAAUAACUCUUCACAGAACCCAGAGGACUAGUUCUCAACUAGAAAGUAGUAUUGGGCUCUAUUGUAUACCCACAUCUCAUAUGUGAUAAACACAAAAAGAAUUCAGUGCUAGUAAUCACAAAAUUAGUCAAGGUAGGCAGCAACCCAAAUGAAGGAAAUCCCCUCGGGUCCUUCGGUGGAUAGAUACAAAAAGAUAUGGAAGGGCUGUGCCAAAUAAGGGUAGAUAGUCCAGUAAAGUAUUGCUAGGGUGUCAAUAGAUUGUCUAGGAUACUUGAUAGAGUUCCUCUGUGGAUGCGUCUGGUGUAGACCGUUCCGUAUAUGUAAAUACAAGAGGGGUAGAGGCGACUAAUGGUAUAGUAUGAAAGUUCAGGGUGUGAUAGGUAACAAAAAGUAAAGAACUCACAUUCAAGAGAGCUAUGGCCAGCUCUGGUGUGGAUUGCGUACAGCGGUAUAAUCCCCGCUUAUGGGAUAUGUAGGGAGGGGGUCUCCGUCAACACCGUCUGGUAGUCCAGAACUCAGAAAAGAAAGACAGAAAGCAACAAUAGUGCUCUCAAUUUUGAUGUGGUUCAAUGUGCAGAUAAGAAGAGGUAAAAAACUCACAUUUGAGGGAGCUAUGGCCAGCUCUGGUGUGGAUAGCGUACAGCGGUAUAAUCCCCGCUUAUAGGAUAUGUAGCGGCGAUACGUCCGUCAGCACCGUCUGGUGAUCCAAGGCUCCAAUAUAGAAGAAUAAAAAGCAGCAAUAGUGCUCUCAAUUGUGACAGGUUAAGAGAGUAGUAGAGAAAAUAAAAUAAUACUCACAAAGAUAGAGCAGAGGUACUGCUCUAUGGAUAGGCGCCGGUGGUAUGAUCCCCACCUAGGAUUUCUUGGAGUACUGGAACUUUAAAAUUGCCAGUGGAAGUAAAAGUAACCAGGAAAGGUUAAAAUGCCAGGAAUAGGUAAAAAAAGUUGUUUAAAGUGCAUAAAGAGUGCAAUAAAAAGAGGAUUGGUACAAUAAAGUAGCCAAAAAACUUUUAUUGAUCUAAAAUACACAGUAAAAUACAGAAUUAAUAACCAUAAACGCGUUUCACCAUAAGUGACUUCUUCAGGAUGGGAUAAAAGUAGUAACCUGGCAGGGGUUGUUUAAAUAGGGCUAUGUUAAUUUGAAAAUUGCGCCAAAAGUGUAAUUGGCCAAUCAGAGACAAUUUUUAAAAUCACUUUUCAAAAUUAGGAUUCAAGAGUAUGGGAGUGAUGUUAUAAAGGUGAUGAGUCCAUUUAAAUUAUUUAAAUGUGAAAACGAGGGUGAGAAAGUUGUUUUUUAAAGAGAAAGAAAAAAAAAGUUGUUUGAUUAAAGUUCAAAAAAAAAAAGUUGUUUGAUUAAAGUUAAAAAAAAAAGUUGUUUGAUUAAAGUUCAAAAAAAAAAAGGUGUUUGAUUAAAGUUCAUUAAAAAAAAAUAAAACAAAUAAGUAGAUGGUUUAAAGGUACAGAGAUACAGAGAUAUAUGUAAAUGGAGUAUGCAUGAAAAGGGGGUAAUAUAAUCCCAAACAUAAUGAUUUAAAUAUGGGUUAUAUUAUACCCCAGAGUAAUAAUAUAUUACAGAUGUUAAAUGAAAAUAAUAGAUAAAAUAAAAAUAACAUUAAAUAAAAUUAAAUAAAAGAUAACACAGAAUACAAGAUACAUAAAUGGAGAGGCAUAGAUGAAAAAUUAAAACUUAAAAGAUUAUUAUUAUGAGGGUUGGUUAGGUCCAGACAUAAAGAAUAAAAGCAUGUAGAUAAGGGUUGUAAAUAGGAAUUUAAAUAAAAUUAAACAGGUCAAAAUCAACAUUUAAACCAGAUGGGGUAAGAGUUUUGAGAUUAAAAACCCAUUCCAUCUCAGCUUUACCUAAUAUGUUCUUAAUGUUACCACCUCUCCAUGGUAUUAUAAAUUUUUUUAUGCCGAUGCAGUUAAGGUGUCUUGUGUCGUUAUGUGUACAAAAGUGUUUGGAGACUGAGUGAUUCAGGUAGCCUUUUUUGAUAUUUCUACAGUGUUCACUCAGUCUCACUUUAAGACUUCUUGUGGUCAUCCCUACAUACUGGAGACCACAAGGGCACUCCAACAAGUAGAUGACAUUUUUGGUAUCGCAACUGAUAAAAUCUUAAAUUUUAUAGGUUUUGUUGGUGAUAUUAGAUUUAAAACUGGUGGUUUUGGAAGGGACGGAGGGGUCUGUGUUUUUGCAUACAAUGCAUCUUUUACAUUUAUAAAAGCCACUGGCAUUGGGCAUAAAAGAAUUAAAAGUAGGUUUGGUUUCUUUUGUAAAAUUGGUGGUUAAAAUGGAUUUGAAGUUUGGGGCACCUCUAAAGACAACAUUAGGCUUGUCAGGUAUAAUAUUUUUAAGUAUUUCGUCUUCUUUUAAGAGGUGCCAAUGUUUUUUGAUAAUAUUUUUCACAUGGCCACGUUAUUAAAAUUGAAAAUAACAGGAAGGGGCAUGGUGUUGGUGGUGGGUUGGGUAUUGUAAGUUAGGAGGUCUGCUCUAUCUUUUUUGGUGAUGGUAUUUAUAGUGGUGUUGAGACGGGUUGGUGAGUAAUUUUUCUCAAUAAAUUUUUCUUUUAGAUAAUUUGAUUGUUUGUUAAAAUCUUCUAUUUGGGAGCAAUUCCUUCUGAGACGAAGGAAUUGGCUUUGAGGGGCACUUUCCAACCAAGGUUUGUAAUGGCAGCUAGAUCUUUCGAUAGCUGUGUUGACGCAGACCUUUUUAAAAAAUGUUUUGGUGUGGAUGGUAUUGUCUGUAAUGAAGAUGUUGAGGUCUAAAAAAUUAAUAGAUUCCUUACUUGUUUCGUGGGUUAGGGUAAUGCCUCUAUUGUUGAUGUUGAGGCCAUAUGUGGCCUAACAAAUCAAAUAUAUAUCAUUGUAUGUGAAAUUGUAAGACCAACAUUACAUUAGAUGUACACAGCUACUUUAUAAAUUCAUUUAGAUAUAAUGCACAUCUUUUCUUAUCUAGUGAAAACCAGGUGAAUACUGAGAUAGUCAUGACUUCAGGAAACAUAAAAAAAACUAGCCCAAAAUUGCCCAAGGAGAAGUAAAUAACAGACAAUAAAAAUGAAUUAGCCCUUAUUAGGAUGUCUGUGGCAUAACCCUUCUGCAGGGCUACAAAGAUCAAUCUCAACAUCUCAACAAAGUGCAUAAGAUAGCAAUAUGCGUUUGAUCAGUGUUGUAAUUUGACUUGCAACCAGAAAUAUGUGUCCGGAUGCCAGAAGCUCUGGUCUCUUCCAGAGAUACUAACCCCCAAGAUCAAUGCAUAUUGUCUCCAUGAAGCGGUCUGAAUAUUAACAGGACAUUACUAGACCCCGCAGCAUUCAAAGGUAUUUCUUUCAACUCAGUCACAACAACAUGCAGAGGAGUAUUUAUGAAAGAAUACGAAUACAUCCUACAUUUACAUACAGACCCUCUAUACAAAUGCAUACCUGCAGUCACGCACCAGAAAUUCCCAAUGUACACAUACUGACAGACACUAAUAUACAUCUACAUUCGCAAACUAUGGCGCUAUACAAAAAUCCAUCCCUACAUUGACACUGAAUUCACAGACUUGAUAUAUAUAUAUAUAUAUAUAUAUGUAUAUCUACAUCCCUGCAUGAAAACACACUCAAAUACAUCAGGCUACACCACCGUAACCUGUCACACCGUUUUGUUAUGCCUUGACACAAACUUGGGUCCCACACUGCUUUCAGUCUAAAAGCUGGAUGCCAACUUUGUGCAAGAUUAUUAUUAUUAUUUUAUUAUUUAUAUAGCGCCAUCAGAUUCCGUAGCGCUGUACAAUGGGUGGACUAACAGACAUUUAAUUGUAACCAGACAACUGGACGUACAGGAACAGAGAGGUGGAGGGCCCUGCUCAAUGAGCUUAUAGCAGUUCAAUCACUAACUUUUGGUAUCUGAUGCUCUCAGACAACUAAUAAGUUCCUGUUUUGCAAAGAGUUGAUAUGUGGCUUUUAAAGAAGUGAGCUAUUUGGGCUCCCAGUGGGACCCAGGUAAGUUUUACCCCACGCCAAAUCAAAUUGACAGAUUACGGUGGAAUGGCACCAAGGAACUUCUGGAUUCACAAUUACUUCAGUGUGCGUCAGCGUUUGCGGUGUUUACAGUGUUCCUUUAAGGACCAGACAAAUUGGACUCACAGAUCAUGCCUUCAUAUUUCUAACUGUUUCUAUGACUUAAGCUAUACUUAUUAAAAAAACAUCUUUACUGUAAAAGUGAUGUUUAUUGCAGUUUGUUUUAUUCAUAAUCCAGUUUUUUAUCCUGCAUUAAAAAUUAACAUCUCAAUACAUUUCUAUUACAGCAAUCUAAAUAUAUUUAAAAUGUUUAGUUCGUAUUAAAAACAUAUUUCAUUUCUAAUUCUAUGCCUAUUACACUUCUGAUUCAUGCAUCAUAUGGAGAUUCAUGUUACAUGUAGUUAUUUAAUGGACUCUGUGGGGGGUGGGGAGGAUAUUUUUGUUUACAGUAAAUCCAGCGUUGUCGGCAAAUCAAAUAUUUUUUAUUGAGGCAAAAACAAAAAGUGUUUUUAAUUUCAUACAUUUCCAUAUGAAGCCCCAUUAAUAUUGCCAUGUGAGCCCUGAAUCUGCCCACAUAAUAAAAUAUGUUGUAUAAUAAAUAUUUUUUAGAAAAUAAUCUUUGCUAUUGCUAAAACAAUACGUAUAUGCAUAAACUACAAAAACAGUCACAGUGACUAACGUUUCACCAGCAGUAAAAUUGAAAGCUUUAAUGCACAAGAAUAUAAAAUUAAAAUCUCAUCCGCACAGUCCAGUGAUAUAAAGAGCAGAGACCAUGGCAGAUUGAAGUUUUAUAGCUGUUUUGGCUAGCUACAAUUCAUGUGAUAAACAAAUUUAGAACUCCAAGACCACGCACAGUCACAUUGCACAAUACAGGUUUUUGUUAUACAGUCACAGACUUUAUGAGAUUCCUUGCUGGAUUCUAUUAAGCUUUUUUUGGCUCUCCAGUAGGUAACAGCCUUUUUUGUCUAUCGUUAUACAAAGAAACACAUAUUUUUGCUCAAACAUUCCUUUUCGCCAAAACUCUGUUCUAUUAUGUUUACAGGGAAAUGUUCUGCUUUGUUUAUUUAUUUUGGUUUACGUACGUUUACAGUUGUGCUCAAAAGUUUGCCUACCCUUGGAGAAUUGGUAAUAUAUGUACCAUUGUUAAAGAAACCAUGAGUGAGCAGGCAAAACAUAUUUCUUGUAUUUCUUAUGGGAUUCAUAUUCAACUGUAGGUUAUAAUAGAAUGGCACAAUCAUAAAACAAAAGAUGGCAACAAAAAAAAAUGAAAUGACCCCUGUUCAAAAGUCUGCAUACCCAUAGUUCGUAAUACUGUGAAUUGCCCCUUUUAGCAUCAAUGACAGCGUGCAGUCUUUUGUAAUAGUUGUCUAUGAGGCCCCAAAUUCUUGCAGGCGGUUUAGCUGCAUGGCCGGCGAAUUCUAUAGGCCAACUAGGCAGCCGCCUAGGGCACUGCUUAAAGGGGGGCGCCGGCAGGAGCUUUACUGCUCUGCUCCUUUGGUUGUCCCUCUAUGUUCUAAUAAUUCUACAAUUUGUGCCGGGAGCCAUGUUACCAGGCGCUAGGGACACUUACAUGUCUGCUGGCUAGCGCCCAGUGUAACACUGGUCCGAAGGCAUCCACUUCCGCCUGCUCAACCAGGCCACCCAGAAGCACUCCCAUUGCCACGAGAGUGCUUCAAUUUCUCGCCCUCGCCGCUUGCCCUAUAUGUGGGGACAAGUGGGCGGGAGCAUAGCUGACAUGCAGUGAAGGCGGCCAGGCGCAGGGAAGCGGACAGAAACACGUGACAUAUUUUGAAUCAGAUUAUGAACUGUAAAGAAAUUUUGCAUUGUAUUGCAGUGCAGAUGCAUUGAAAACACAUAUCAUUAACAAAUGCGAUGCAAUCCAAAAUUGAAAACAAAGAUAAUGCAUUAGCAAUUUGCUAGUGCCAACAUGCAUCAAAGCAAACUCCAAGUUUUAGCAAAAUGCACAGGGGGAUUUAUUCACUGAAUAAUGAAUUAUAGUUGUCUGUCUAUAAAGUUUAUAUUUUGCAUUGUGAACUUCAUUACAACCUCGUUAUUUUUUUUGUGUGUGAAUAAAUUCCCUUUGAGUUCUAGAUUGCAAAUGCAUGGCAAUUUGUUACGGUUUCAUUUAAUGCUUGCCCUUAAAGGACCAAUAUAGUGUCAGGAAAACAAACUCGUUUUCCUGGCUCUAUAUAAUCCUUAGGGUCCCGCCACCCUCAGGGCCCCCCUCCUUCUGGGCUGAAGGGGUUAAAACCCCUUCAGCCACUUACCUUAAUCCAGCGCUUUCCUAUUAAUGUUCUGCAGGCUGAAUGCGAUUCUAGCGGCUGUCAGGAAGACAGCCACUGGAGGCUGGAUUAACCCUGCAAUGUAAACAUAGCAGUUUCCCUGAAACUGCUAUGUUUACAUCGGAAGAGUUAAAACCUGGGGGACCUGGCACCCAGACCACUUAAUUGAGCUGAAGUGGUCUGGGUAACUAUAGUGGUCCUUUAAAGGAGAGGAGACCAAUUCUUGUUUUUCUCCUGAAUUUCAGUUCAAUAGAGUGAAGAAAAAAUAUAUAAUUUUACCAAAUGAUUAACUAUUUUGACAAUUAAAGACCAUUGUAUGUCAGCAAAAAUAAUCUUCAGUGAAUUCACUAUUUAAUGCAUAAUGUACAUUUUGCUUUAAUAUUGAUUGUUUUCAUGUAUUUUCUGUUAGAUGCUCACCCAGUCACUCCUUCACAAAAUCAUUAAAAACUCACCUUUUUACAAAAGCAUAUCAAUUAAACCUUAGAUUCCUCUUCUGCAACUGUCAUUAGUCUAAUACUAUCCUUACCUUUUGUGUCAUUUUACCCCACUCCCUCUAGCAUGUAAGCUCAUUGAGCAGGGCCCUCAACCUCUCUGUUCCUGUGUGUCCAACUUGUCUGGUUACAAUUACAUGUUUGUUAGUCCACUCAUUGUAAAGAGCUAGGGAAUUUGUUGGCGCUAUAUAAAUAUUAAUAAUAUACACACUUUAUCUGGCUACUCUUUAAUUUCAAAAUAAGCAUUGAGUUUAUUCAUAAACAAAUAGUUUUAUGACGACAGUUGUCAUAAAACUUUGGAAGAAUCAGAAGCAAGACUUAAAGGAACACUAUUGUGCCAGGAAUACAAACAUGUAUUCUUGUCACUAUUGGUGUAAAAACACAUUUAAGUUCGAUUUAGGUAGAUGUCACUUACCUUUUUCCAGUGCCACAUGGGUUUCCUCGCAGGAAAGCAUUGGGAGGCUAAUGUGCAUGGCCGGCAGAAUGUCACGCUUGCCAAUCAGCAUCUCCUCAUAGAGACGCAUUGAAUCAAUGCAUCUCUAUGAGGAGCGUUCAACGUCUACAUGCAAAGUGUGGUGACAGUGAAUGUUAGCGCUGCACACUGUACUUCACUGGCCCAGGAGGUGUUUUCUGAAAAUGAAGUGUUUAUAUUAAAAAGCCUGCAGGCACAGGCUAUAGACACCAGAACAACUACAUUACGCCAUAGUUAUGCUGGUGACUAUAGUGUCCUUUUAAUUCGUAAGUUUUCCUUUCGAAAACUGGCUGGAUUUAACUUGAUUCCAGGUGUGUACUUGAUAGCUAGUGAUUCUGCUGACGUAAAGGGACACUCCAAGAACCAUAACCAGUACAUCCUACCGCAGUGGUUUUGGUGCCAGGGGUGCCGGCAACCUCCCAUUGUAAGUAGUAAAAAUGUUCAUGAAUCAUUUGACAACUUACUUGGAGAUGUGCAGGGCAUAGGUCAAAUAUUCCACUCGAGCCCCAAAGCUCCUGCAUAGAGCUCCCGUUAGCUCCCCUGAGAUAAGCCCUAUAAUUCAAGCCCAGCUCAUUGUCUGAGAGCAUGAGUCGAGCUAAGCUAUGCACCACCAGGUUGUAGAGAUGGAGAUGAGUUAUCAAAGGUAAGUUGUCAAACUGUUUGCAAACGGUUUAUCUACUUACACUACAAGGGCGCCAAGGCAUUACUGACACCACUACCACUAAAGCGGACUGUAAUGGUUAUGGUGCUUGGAGUGUUCCUUUAAACAGUUACGAUCCCCAAUUUUAAUUUUGCAAAUAAACAACCAUGAUAGUUUAUUUCAUGACUCAGGUAAUCCAUUUCUCAAAUGACCAGUGAGUACGUUGCACAGUUUUUACAAGGUGUGUAUUACUUUUUUAAAUGAAGGAAAUUAAAAAAAAACAAAAAAAAAUUGCUAUUCUUUCUUUUAAGCAGUACAAACAAAAAAAAUAAAGCUUUUUUGUGGUUUUCUUUUUCACCUUAUGACCUACUCAUGCACAUCACAAAUGUUUAUACAAGAUAAGCAAUCAGCAUGUUCAGGAAAGUCGGUUUCAAUUUGGUUCAUGCACUAAAAAAAAAAUGUAAAUAAAAUGAACUGCACACCACUAUAGAACGUAUGCCCAUAUUUUAAAUUCACUUACAUGUGUGAUCAUUUUUAACUGGCAAAACCAAUAUUUUCACAUGAAACUAUUUAGAUGUUAAUUUUUAUGACUAUUCUUUUAUAAUCAGGUAUAAACAAAUAAAAGUAGGACUGUUCUUCACCUUCAAAGGCAAUGUUUGGAAUGGUCAUUAUGCUAAAUACAUUUGAGAAAGAUGAUAGUUAUCGAUUAAAAAAUGCAAAUGUAUAUCUUAUGUGCCAUUUGCAGGACUCGUUUAAUUAAUAUAUAUAUUUUUUUUAUAAAGUGACAUUUAUUGGGAAUCCAUGUGCAAAGACAUACAGUAAAUAGAACUCCUCCUCGGGCGCGAUAAAACACUUCAAAGGCCUGGGGCCGGCUGGGCACCAUGUGGCAAGAAACAAUCAAACAUGCGCUACGCUCUCAUAUAAUAAAAGCCAUGAACAAAAAGUACAAAGAAAAUCUCUAUUUAUAAUCUUCAAUCACAAUGUGCAAAUUCAAGGUUUCCAUCAAUGCACAAAAACAAUCUGAAUUAUUUAAAACCUAAAGUGAUGCGGGCACAAACUUAAAACAAGGGCAACACAGUAUCGGGCUUAAAUCUUUUAUGCUGAGUACUUUGUUGUUCACACUAUCUGUCUCUACAUGCAUUGGACAAAGUGUGGAACGUCAUUUUAGGUUUCAAAGAGUAUUGCUCACAUUUGGAAUGAUGCACUAAACUUUGAAUUAGAACAAAUUAGAUCAGAAUUGUAAACUUCAAACUAUAAUAUCCAAACUGGGACUACUGGGGCUACUCUAAGAAAUUUUAGGUGACUAAUAAUUCACUCAACUAAAAUGUAAUUUAGAACAAGAACAAAGCAUUUUAUUUACACAGACUGAUUUCUGUACAUAGUUAUUGUACUCUAAAGACACAUUGCUGUGAGAGUUAUUGGAGUGGAGAGCUAUUUUACACUCAGACAAACCAACAAUAUGAAGCUCCUAGAGAAGAGGGAAAGGAGGAUUUGACCACAAAAUAGGGACUGUCUCUUAUAAAUAGGGACACUUGAGAGGUAUGUAGUUUCAUUACAGUGUUAAUGACUCUUCUUUGGAAGGAUUGUGAUUACCAAAACUUGAUGGCUUGUGUAACGUUUAGGGCUCUUUUUCACUAAUUAUUAUUAUUAUUGGUAUUUAUAUAGCGCCAAUCCGAAAAUUUUAAAAUUUUUAUCAGAGCGGUAGGACGGUUAGCUGUCAAACAUGUUGAUAAUUAUUGAACAUGAGAGUCACAAUUCGCACUAUUAUUAAUAUUAUUAUUAUUGGUAUUUAUAUAGCGCCAGCUUAUUCCGCAGCGCUUUACAAUAAAAGUUGAAUUUACCAAAUGAGACAAUAACAAAAUGUAACAGUCUAUAGACUGUAAGCUCUUUUGAGCAGGGUCCUCUUCAACCUAUCGUUCCUGUAAGUUUUCUUGUAAUUGUCCUAUUUAUAAUCCCCCCUCUCAUAAUAUUGUAAAGCGCUAUGGAAUCUGUUGGCACUAUAUAAAUGGCAAUAAUAAUAAUAAUAGUUGAGGACCCUGCUCAAACGAGCUUACAAUCUAGAGGAGGUGGGGUAUAAAAACACAAUAGGAAGGAUAUUGAGGGAGACAGCAAAUAGACAUGGUGGGAAAGUAGCAGAACUGGAGGUGAGAGUGGAGUGUGGCCCUUUAGAAGAGAGCGAGAGGAAGGUUUGAGAGAUAAAGGUUACUUUUGGAGGCCAUAAGCAUUUGCAGUAAGGGUGCGAGCAGCAGACAGGAGAAGGUCACCAGUAGAGCGGAGAGACCAAGAAGGGGUUAUACCUAAAGCAGCAGACAAGUUAGGUUGAACUUUGUUACUGAAAUCAGUGAAGAAAUGUAAGAGGGGCUAGAGUUGGUUAGAGGUUUAUAGGCAAGGGUUAGUAUUUUAAAUAGAUACCUGUAGGGUACAGGAAGCCAGUGUAAGAAUUGACAGAGGGGUGAGGUGUGAGAGGAGAGACAGGAGAGAAAGAUGAGCCUGGCAGCAGCAUUAACCACAGAUUGUAGGGGGGCAAUACGGUUUCUGGGGAGACCAAUUAGGAGAGAAGUACACUUAUCGAGGCAAGAGAUUACUAUAGCAUGAUCAAGCUCCUUGGCAGCAUCUUGCGUAAGAAAGGGGCAUAUGCGGGCAAUGUUUUUAAGUUGGAAUCAACAGGUUUUAGCAACAGACUUGAGGUGCAAAAGUGAGGCCAGAAUUAAAAGUGACACAAAGACAGCAAGCUUGAAAGGAUGGGGUGAGGCAGGUACUGUCAACCUGCAGGGAGAGUGAAGGAGGAGGAUCAGUAUUAUGAGUUGGAAAAAUAAGAAACUCAGUUUUAGAGAGAUUGUUUCAGAAAGCGGGAGGACAUCCAAUCAGAGAUAGAAGAGAGGCAGUUGGUGACAUGUUACAGGACAGCAAGGGAGAGGUCCGGUUCAGGUCAUUAUCAUUUAGAACAGGAGUGCCCAAAAGGUAGAUCCAAGAUGUUGUAGAACUACAACUCCCAUGAUGCUUUGCAUAUCUCUAGAAUGCUUUAGAAUGACAAAGUAUCAUGGAGGUAGCAGCUUUAAAACAUCUGGGGAUCUACCAUGUGGGCACCCCUGAUUUAGAAUCAAUAUUUUUUUGUACGGUCUAUUAAAUGGGAUUGAAACAUUUUUAAAAGCUUCCAGGAUUAGGAUUUGCGUGUUACCCUCUUCUCUGGAAGUAUAAGGUUAACAAUUCACAAAAAUAAGUUUAUAAUGUAAAAGGAAUGAUUCCACUCAGGUUUCUGUAAAAGCCAUCUGAGCCCCACCCUUGGCUAUAUUCUACAUAACAGCACAUUGCUAAAAGUUACCAUUAAGUGCCUUUAAUUAGAUACAUGUGACCGGUUUGUAAAAGCUUUCUUUCCAAAAACAUGUAGAAAUGGCAUUCUCCAGACAAACAAUCACGCCACACAGCGCUUUGCAGAUGUCAUUGUUAGUAACAUUUUGUUCUGUUUUGGAGUUUUUCUUUACGGAGUUUGAAACAUGAGGAAGUAAUUCAACACACUGUGUUUAUUCAACAUACACCCUACUAUUACCUUUCCAUUAGUGCAAUUAGAAAUGUAAGGAAAAUCUGUCUGAAUUUAUAGAGGUAUAGAUUGUGAUAGCAGAUGAGCUCCAAAUGACCUGUUUAAACUUUCUGUUAAGAAUGUUAACACAAACUGAGUUUCUUUAACCCCUUAAGGACACAUGACAUGUGUGACAUGUCAUGAUUCCCUUUUAUUCCAGAAGUUUGGUCCUUAAGGGGUUAAGGGUUUCCUUUGACCCCUUAAGGACCAAACUUCUGGAAUAAAAGGGAAUCAUGACAUGUCACACAUGUCAUGUGUCCUUAAGGGGUUAAGGGACACUAGUUUCUUCAAGCAAUUCAGCUUCCUGAAGUGCUUUAUACAUUCAAGGUCAAUGGUCAUCAAAUUUUCACUUCUCUUUAAAAAGAUUUUUUUAAAUAAAAGUUUAUUACAUUUAAUGAUACUUAAUGCUUUUUUGUUUUCAUUUUUUUUUUAACUAUGUACAGGUUUAUUGAUUUUUGGAGAAUAUUUCACUUUUUUUUGUUUUUUAAUCUGGCUGAGCAGCCAUGUUCGGUCAGAUUCAACUGUUAUCUGACAACUGCUGCUCAAACUAACUUGCCUGCUGCGGCAAUUGCUGAGUGUACCUACGGCAGCAGACAAGUUAGGUUGAACAGCAGUUGGUCCUGUAACAGUAGAAUUUGACCCAACAUGGUUAGGAUUUCAGUUAGAGGACAACUGACAUUAAAGGACCACUAUAGUGCCAGGAAAACAUACUCGUUUUCCUGGCACUAUAGUGCCCUGAGGGUGCCCCCACCCUCAGGGUCCCCCUCCCGCCCGGCUCUGGAAGGGGGAAAGGGGUAAAAACUUACCUUUUUCCAGCGCUGGACGGAGAGCUCUCCUCCUCCUCUCCGCCUCCGUUACGCCCCGCCGGCUGAAUGUGCACGCGCGGCAAGAGCUGCGCGCGCAUUCAGCCGGUCUCAUAGGAAAGCAUUUACAUUGCUUUCCUAUGGACGCUGGCGUGCUCUCACUGUGAAAAUCACAGUGAGAAGCACGCAAGCGCCUCUAGUGGCUGUCAAUGAGACAGCCACUAGAGGAUUAGGGGGAAGGCUUAACCCAUUCAUAAUUAUAGCAGUUUCUCUGAAACCGCUAUAAUUAUGAAAAAAUGGGUUAACCCUAGAAGGACCUGGCACCCAGACCACUUCAUUAAGCUGAAGUGGUCUGGGUGCCUAGAGUGGUCCUUUAAGUUUCACUUCUCGUUUUUUAAAAGUUUAUUAUAUUUAAUUGUUUCAUGACAUUAAUGAUUUUUAAAAAAAAUGAAAAUGUCACAUUUUUACUUGGCUGAGCAGCCAUGUUGGUUCAUAUUCAACAGUUAUCUGACCAAAUGCUGCUCAACCUAACUUUCCUGCUGCUGUAGGUUCACACAGAGCAACUGCUGCAGCAGGCAGGUUAGGUUGAGCAGCAGUUGGUUGCAUAUCAGUAGAAUCUGAACAUUUGAACCAACAUGACUGCUCAGCCAGAUAAAAAUGUAAAAUUAUCUUUAGAAACAAUUUAAAAAAAAUCAAUGUUAUAAUUAAAUAUAUAUAUAUAAAAUCAUGUAUAAUUAAAUGUACUAAACUUUUAAAAGCUGAGAAGUAAUAAUUAUGGCAUUUUGGUUAAUAAUUUAAAAUGGUUAAAAUCUCUGCUUGUGUUCCAUGAGAUGCUAAGAGCAAGUAGUAGAUGUACGGGAGUCAUGAUCACAGAUAACUGUAUUUGUCCUUUUGUCAUUGCCAGGUAUUAAAUCAAAGCUUCCCAAACCAGUCCCACUUUUUGACAAUUAGAUGCCUUAAAUCAGGGGUUCUCAACCCAGUCCUCAAGGACCCCCGAACUGUCCAGGAUUUAGGGAUUACCCUGCUGUGUCUAAUGUGUUUUUUUAGGGGUGGGUGGGACAAACACUUUAGACACAACAGGGUAAUCCCUAAAUCCUGUUUUGGUAGGGGGUCCGGUCGGGUUGAGAACCGAUGCCUUAAAUGGUAUAAUGGAAAAAUAUAUAUCUAAUCUGUAGCAAAAUGAUAUAUCUAUGUCUUAUUUGUUGCUAUAGCGGCCGAUCCUGUAAUCGCCUUCCAUGAAAAUAGAGAGAAAGAUGGCAACUUGUGUAAUGAACAUAUGAGGCUGCAUCAACGCUUAGAUGUCAUAGAGGAGGUAAGGAUAGCAGGCUGAAAAAUCAAAUGUAUAAGCAGUUCGAAAUAUGGUAAGAUUUUCUCAGAAUGGCAAAAGAUGUGUAUUCCUUAUAACUAUGAAUGGGGAACCCAAUUCUUAGGCUAGAAUAUACUGUAUAUUUAUAUAUGCGUCUUUAGAAUGCUUUUCUAAAUAACUCUAAAGCCAUCAGAAUUCCAUCAGACAGGCUGGUCCUCAUGCGGUGUAUAGCACUAGCCGAACUCAGACUCCACAAUCUGACACGAGUGUGGAAAGGCUGAAUAUUUCUGAUUGUGACAGUCUCUACAACAAAAAAUAAGCCCAAAUUUGUUAAACUAAACAGUAAACAGUCAGAACCAUAUAAAGUAAAUACAAAAAAAGUUUUUCUUUACAACAUGCCAGUAAAGGAGAUUUUCCUCAGAAUUCAGCUUAAGAUAACACACACCGUGAAUACUGCUGCACUUGGUAAGGUUCACAUUUUAUAUAUAUUUGUAUUUUAUAUACACAGAGAGGCAACUGAGAAAGAAAAAACAUAACAAAAUAUACUUUACGCGUAUUAGGCUCAGCCAUGCUUAAUUGCUUUAUCAUAAAAAUAAAUCACAACAGCAUUCACAGUGUUUUAUCUCAACCGGUUUCUAAAUGGUAGGUUUGAAGCGUAUAGUUUUAAAGAAACAAUCCUUUCUAUUAGGUGAUCUAGGAGUAAUCUUAGCUACAAACUUUGAAAGCGUAUUAAGCACUUUUGAAGAAGAAAAUAAGUUUACACAAAGAUACCAAUCUGGAAAAGGUUACAAAUCCAUACAAAUAUGCAAGAUUCCAUACAAGAGAUGCUUUUGGAAUGUGAACGUUAUGCAGAGAAUUUUUUUACAGUCAAGUAAAUUAUUUAACACAAGCCUUUGAACCUCAAAAUAUUGAUCCUACUGAUAUUAAUUGGUGCUGAGAUCUUUUCUUCUCGCCUACAUCCACCACACGUUGGUUGGGUGAGGGGGAGAAUACUGCAGAAGUGGCACAUUAUGUGAGUUACUUGUUCUUGGCUCUGUUUUGGUCAAUAGAAAGUUCAAAGUAACCCCACUUGUGUUUUUUCUCUACUGUUUUUCUCUAGUAUUUAUAACGCUACUGCAAGUUGACCCAUUUUGGUUUUUUUAGGAUCAGUUCAGGAGUCUACCAGAGAUAUAUGCCACCUAUCGUGAUUAAUUCACAUCAAUGUGGAUAUAUAAACAUUCAAUUAUAUUUUAUUGAGGUAAUGAUAUAACGUUACAGAAAGGGAAAGUAUGCGUAAGGUAAAGCACAGGUAUAACAUGGUAUUUCACAUUUGUUUGGUAAUACCCCAUUUUUGUAUUAGAAAAACAGGCUAAAUCAGGCUACAAGUAUGUCUAAACGGAGAGCAUGAGGUCUAUCUUGAAGCAUGUGACACUAGUUAGACAUGUCGAUGGAAAUAAGAUAGCAAUUCUGCAUGACAUGUUAAAUUGGCAAGAUGUUAUUACCCAUCUACACAGCUAGAAUUAAGCAUAGACUAGGGCAGCACAUUAUAGGGUGCACAUGGAUAGAUUAAAAGGGAAAAUGAAACUUGCAUAACGUGGUACCCCAUAUGCAUCCAGGCUUUUUUUAUAUGAUUCACCCUAUCCCCACACUAAAUUUUUUAUUUUUUUUCGAAAAUAUAUUUUAUAUUAUUUUAUAAACAUUGUGAAUUUCUGGUUAUUUUAAUGAACUGAAUUAUUCGAAAUCAUUUGUGCCAAGUCAUCUGAAACAAAUGUUACCUUAACUAAAUAAUCUUUAGCGCAUUGGAGCUAAAGAUUUAUUACUUAAGAUAUAGUUUGGCUCUUUAAAAACAUUCAAACAGUCUACCUUCUAUUGUGAUGAUGCUAAUAUUAAGAACUUCUUGAUUUCACAGUUUAUAAAAUGGAGUUUUCCAUCUCAAUGAAUUAAGAAAACGGAUUAAUUCACGUUAUUAUAGAAUAAAACCAAUUUCAAACACUUUGAAAAAAAACAACAACUUCGUGAAUACCAUUGGAAUUUAUAGUAUGGAUUUUCAUUGUUGGCUAAUAUUCUAUAUUCAACAGUUUCCUUAAAGUUUAAUAUUUCAGGAUUAUUAAUAUAACAAAAAUAUGAAAUUCAUUCAUUUUGCAGUUGUGUACUAGACACAAUGACAGCACCACCUUGUGGCACACAAGGUCUUACUUUGUAACUAUUCUGGUAUCCUUUAUUUGAAGCUAUCGGACAGACCUAAAGAAAAUCUAAACAAAAAGAAAUUAGAAAAAAGGGCUAUGGCACUAUUACUUGUGAAAUAAUAAAGGAAUAGAAUGAUGUAAAGAGACAGGGAAUUUACAAAUUUUAGACAAAACAGCUCUGGUACAAAAUAAGCAACUUUGCAGAAUUUAUCAAUCUAGGGUAUGUUGGCCUAAAAUCUGCAGUUUUCUUGUCAAGAUAGAUUAGGGAAUAAAACAUGAUACUCUCCAAGUCCUUUAAACCCGAACCCAAACAGAAUUUAAUUUCCUGUCUUCGUAAAAAAAUAUUUAUGGUUAGAAUUCUUAUACCAAUUAGUUUUUUGCUGCAAAAACAACUUCAAAAAGAUGUAUUUUUAUUUUUUUCUAUAAUGAUUUAAAAUGAGUGUCAACUACAAUGUUCAACUCUAAAACAUACCCUCCCCAUGUUAUUUUCUUUAUAAAUAUACACAAAAUCUCACCUCCUUGAAUAUAUGGUAUACCACUAAUGGAUUUCAUUUAAGACUGCACUAUUAAAGUGGUAUUUGACUACGGACUUACAUUACUAUUGAAAUAACAGACGUAUUAAAAUAAUUUUUCAUUUUAUUUUAUUUUUUUGCAGCAAGUGGAAAAGACUGUGGAAAAUCUGUAUUCAGAGAUGAAUUCAUUGCUGGAGUCUUUGUCAUCGGCAUCAUGGGCACUACCAGUCAUUCCUGGCCCCCCUGUCUUGGAUAUAUUUGAGGAGGGUGUGUGUGCAUUUUAUUUAGACAAACAAUGACUUGUUAGAAUAGCUGGAAGAAUUUAGGUAGAUUUCAAUGAUUCCAGCUUAGGGACUGGUUCAAUCGAAGCGUAUAAAAGGAAAUUAACUGUCUCAGUAGUUUUUUGGCAUAUGUGUUUAGUACUCAUGAAUCCUGAAUCAUAUUUUUUUCUAAAAAAUAUGCAAUUAAUUGUGCGUUACUAGAAUGUAUGCCGAGCUUUAAAAGGUCAGUCCAUAUUUCUGGUGCAUUACUGCGAAAUGCGUGGUGUUUAGAGCCCCCUGACCAAUUCUCAUGUCUGAGAAUGGUUUAUAACAGCAGCAAUUUGUAAAUCUAUAAGACAGCAAACCAAAGCUAUCAAUCAGGCAGCCUGGAACCAUUUCUUCCAAUUUGCCUGAUGUCUUUUUAGUCCAUAUUGUGCACAAAACAUGCAUAUGGCACAUGCACACUAGAGAAGUCACGGAUGCAUAUGUGCAGUCCACAGCUCUGAUGGUGGAGGACACAAGAAAACGCAACCAAGUUCGCUAAACAGUGAACCUGAAAUCUGUUAAAACAUAUUCCUGAAAGGCUGUAAUUACAUCAUAAUAUUGGAUUUCACAGAUGUCACGCAGCACUUUGCUGAUUAUUAGUAAAAUAUGUGCCUGUAUGACUCCAGAAAUUAGAAUUCGGCACUUCACCUGUGCAUUAGCCUUUUUUUUAUUGCUGCUGACUAACCGCUACAUUUUCAAUAUGGAUUUAAAAGACAAACUUGGAACAAAUGACGAAUUACUACAUUGUUAGCCCAAGGAUUGCCAUUUUAAUUAGAGUGCAAAAAAAUAGAGCAAAGUUGAUUCUCACAUUUCAGGAAGGGAAUAGUUACUUUAGUUUGUUUAUUGACGUUGCGGUAUUUAAACAAUAUAUAUUUUUUCUCUUACAGAUUCCAGAUAA